AUGGGUAAAGAUUUGAACCACAAAAACUCAAGUCAACCCCUAGUAGGAUUGUCGGAAAAUUUGACCCACGGUACCGAGUACCAUUGUGACUGGAAAACAGCUCUCGAAGUCGACGAAUUUGAUGAUAUAACUGAAUAUCACAAGGCUCGUAGGCAGCUUGAACUGGCUGUGAAGUCAAAGGCAUUCGAUACAGAUACUAUCCUUCACUCUUCAAAGAUUGAAAAAGAGGCAGCUAGACUUCUCAAGAAAAUUAUAGCAUACGAUGAGGAGCAGACUUAUGGUAAAAAUAAAGAUGAGACCGGUCAAAAAACUGAUAGGAGUCCGGGCGAACAUUUUCUAGGGAAUUUAAAUCUCAUUAAUAAGACGGAACUAAUUAAAGUUGCUAGAAAAAUGCCUAAAGGUGCACACCUACACGUUCAUUUCAAUUCUUGUCUCCCAGCACGAUUUUUGCUACAUCUUGCUAGAGACAUAGACGCUAUGUACAUCAGAAGUACACUUCCUCUGAUUAACUCAGAAAAUAUGGCACAAGCUAGAAUAUCUUUCAUGGUCAUGACCAAACAUGAAGCCACCCACACCUGGGACCACAAGGGCAACGAAAUAUAUGUACCCACUGAAAACAUAUGGGAUGAAAAGUACACUCAAAAUAGAUGGAUGCCAUAUAAACAAUUUCGAAUUCAAUUUAACGGACAUGAUUGUAAAAUUUCCAGAACUCAAACAGACUUGGAUCGUACAAUAGCUGCCGAGCUUUGGCUCGAGAAAAAAUUGCAAUUUUCAGAGGAUGAAGCGCAUAAUUCAAGGCAGACUGGUCACGGGGUGUGGGAAAUUUUCAAUUCUCGAACUCAGAUGAUAAAAGGUCUCUUCAGCUAUGAAUCUGCAUUCCGGCUUUAUACCCAAGCCUGUAUUCGUAACUUUGUUGAAGAUAAUAUUCAGUACGCUGAAGUUCGUCCAAAUUUUAUGAGAAGUAAUUCUCUGAAGAAAGAUAAUGGGUCAGGCUUCAUUGGAAACGAAGGGAUUCUUGAGAUUAUUGACGAAGAGCUAAAGAAAACAAUGGCUCAGAUCAAACAGGAGAGAAAAUACUUCGCGGGAAUGAAAGUGAUUUACUGUACUCCCCGCUCAUUUCAAAGAGAUCAGGUGGCAUUUGCCUUGAACGAUUGCAUUGACUUAAAAUGCAAGUACAGGAACCUAAUAUGUGGAUUUGAUCUCGUAGGCCACGAGGAAAAAGGCAACGAACUUCGUCUAUUUGUUCCAGAGUUUCUAAAAUUUCGCCAAGAAUGCAAGAAAAGAAAUGUAGAUAUUCCGUUUUUAUUUCACUGUGGUGAGACAUUGCAAGUCGGUGGUAAAUAUGAUGGGAAUCUAUAUGAUGCUAUUUUGCUAAAAUCCAAACGAAUUGGUCACGGUUAUGCAAUUGCAAGACACCCAGUCUUAAUGGAUAUUAUUAGGGAAAAAAAUAUUGCAAUUGAAUCGUGCCCAAUUUCAAAUGAAAUCCUUGGACUAACGCCGGUUAUUUCAGCGCAUCAUCUGCCAAUAUUACUGGCAAACAAUGUACCUUGUACCAUAAACAGCGACAAUGCUACCUUCUACAGGCCGGUCACAUAUCCUCUCAAUCUAAUGAUCGGCUCUGAAUCCAUGAGUCUUCAAGGUUGGAAAAAGCUCGCUAAAUGGAGCCUAGAGCAUAGCUGUUUAGAUCCCGAAGAACUAAAAAUUGUUAUGAAAGAAUGGUCAAAAAGAUGGGAUGAGUUUUGCCAAUGGAUUAUUGACGAGUAUGGGCCUCGAUUAAGCAGUUGGGAGCCGAAACAAGACCAUUAG
Molecule: messenger RNA, 1806 nt
Organism: Blumeria graminis f. sp. triticale
Lineage: Eukaryota; Fungi; Ascomycota; Leotiomycetes; Helotiales; Erysiphaceae
Source: the annotation of a GenBank genome assembly